AUGGGACAGGCGAGAACAAAUCUCGAUCUGGCCUGCAGUGUUGCGGCCUUGGGAGACCACACGUCGUUUGCACCAGCUUCCGCAAAGCAACACGCCCACCGCUUCUGCUCUGCGGACUCCACCACAAGAGCAGCAUCCGAUCUCUCCUUGGUCGCCAGUUCGCACGCGCUUUUGACACCCACUCCACCAACUGCGAAGAUGCCUCCAGGGAAGCGAGUUGCACCGCGAACUAUGACUCACACGGAGCUGACCCCUCCCCGUCGCCGUAAUCGCGUCGCCUCCGCAUCGCGUCCGUACAAGUGCAAUGUUGACGGAAUCGGCUAUGAGAUGAUGGCUUUCAUUCAGGUCACCCAGCCAAAGAGCUCGGAAAGCUGUCGCAACUUCUGGGGCGGCGUCUCCAUCACAAAUACGGAGAGGACCGACUACGUCCUAGCCGAGAUCGAAGCAAUUGAGGUGGAUCGCAGACAUUUGAGAUGCGCCAAGUCGACUGUUCCUCCGUGGGCCAAGGAACUUCUUCGCAAGCCAGAGAAAUACGAAGGCCAUCUCAAGGAGCACUCUGGGGAUGGAGACGAGUUGAGCGACCUUCAAAAGGUACUUCAGAUCCUCUACGGGCCACGGGGCCGGCCGAAACCUCACCUUCGCGAGAAGGAUCGGCGCCAAUUGCGCACCAACAUGCUCCACUACAUCAGCUCCUUCUGCGUGGAGCCCGAGUGGCGCGGCAAGCGCCUCGCUGAGCACGCUCUCCUUGCCUACAUGAACGUGCUCGGUCAGUUCUUCAACUACGGCGGGCCCGUCAUUCUGUCUCCCGCCCCCCUUCGCGAUGAGACCGACUGGAUGAGGCAGAACAAAAAGCCAGUCGAUUCGUACGAGAAGAACAUCCAGAAGAUCGAGAAGACCUACCUCAGGGCCGACUUCGACAGCAUCUUCGAGCCGACAGCCGGGAAUGGGAACAUCACCGUCAUGAUGCGCAGCAAUACCGCCAUUUCACUUCAGCCCAAGAAGCUGGAGAAGCAGAAGCCAGCCAACCCUUUCCUCAAGCAAGUGAAGGCAGGUCCAUCUCAAAAGCCGCCAAAGGCCAAGCGCAAGGUGAUCGGAGGUGCCAGACCGCCAAAGAGGGCAUAG
Zasmidium cellare ATCC 36951 is the source of this 1122-nucleotide messenger RNA. RefSeq lists its product as uncharacterized. NCBI's taxonomy places the organism in Eukaryota, Fungi, Ascomycota, Dothideomycetes, Mycosphaerellales, Mycosphaerellaceae. The record is from RefSeq and is a predicted model, not a curated record. Bases 1 to 1122 code for a protein of 373 amino acids. The transcript is spliced from 2 exons.